AUGCCGAAGCACGAGGACGACGUAAAGGCUAUCAUCGCGGAAGAGCUUGACUUGCCUAUGGAUGAGAUGAAGCCUGAUACCAAUUUCAAGGAUGGAUUGGCUAUUGACGACUUUAAAAAGUCACAAAUGAUAACGGCCCUUCGCGAGUCCUACCUGAAAGCUCAAGAUGUCAUUGACUAUGUUGGAAUUAAGCUGUGGUGGUACGCGAUUUAG
Molecule: messenger RNA, 213 nt
Organism: Penicillium cosmopolitanum
Lineage: Eukaryota; Fungi; Ascomycota; Eurotiomycetes; Eurotiales; Aspergillaceae
Product: acyl carrier protein
Exons: 3
Coding region: 1-213 (70 amino acids)
Source: RefSeq, a predicted model, not a curated record